AUGGCUGCCCAACGAUUUGUGCUGCUACUGGCUGCUGCCAUCCUCCUCGUGGGUAAUGCUGCUGCCACACUCAACGGAGUCAGCCAAGCCGUCAGCAUCCCUGCAGACGAGAAGCAGUCGGCGCAUCGACUGUUGAGGUCUCACAAGUCUGGGAACGUAGCCGACGAAGAAGAAGAAAGAUCUUUCGGCAGCGCGAAGGAUCCAGACGCGGUGUCCACGAAGCUGGGAUUGGCGAGCGUUCGAGGACUGGCUGACAACUUGGACGUCGGACAAAAGUGGUUCAAGGCGAUUUUGAAGUUCAGGGCCCCGAAGAAGGCAAGCAUGUACUUCCCGGACGAGUACAUUUGA
This is a messenger RNA of Phytophthora sojae, 348 nucleotides long. RefSeq lists its product as hypothetical. The transcript has a single exon. The record is from RefSeq and is a predicted model, not a curated record. Bases 1 to 348 code for a protein of 115 amino acids. NCBI's taxonomy places the organism in Eukaryota, Oomycota, Peronosporomycetes, Peronosporales, Peronosporaceae.